Molecule: messenger RNA, 3071 nt
Organism: Balaenoptera ricei (Rice's whale)
Lineage: Eukaryota; Metazoa; Chordata; Mammalia; Artiodactyla; Balaenopteridae
Gene: GPAT3
Product: glycerol-3-phosphate acyltransferase 3
Exons: 13
Coding region: 623-1939 (438 amino acids)
Biological process (GO): triglyceride biosynthetic process
Cellular component (GO): endoplasmic reticulum
Molecular function (GO): glycerol-3-phosphate O-acyltransferase activity
Source: RefSeq, a predicted model, not a curated record
CUCUUUACUGUUCUAAGAAGGGCUAGCGAGGCAGCGAUGCGGGCACUGAAUUCCCUGGAAGCGCGCGUCAGCUGGAUGCAGCUAGCGGGGGCCUGGCGUUUUUCUGGGGCUUCUGUGAGAAUAGUGUUGGGUGAAAGGUAGGGGAAGCUGUGGUUGGAAUCUUGCCCCAGGAAGAGAGCGACCCUCGGCGGAAGGAUUUCUGUGCCAAGGCAACGGCGGCUGAGCUGGGAAGGCGACUCGUGGAGAGAGCUUUCCACUUUCAGGAAGAGCAGGAUCUCGCCCGGCAGCUCCGUAGAGUAGGGAGGGGAAGGAGGAGGGAGAAGGAGGAGUGGGAGACCUGGAAGCGGAGGAAGCCGCAGCCCAGCAGCGCCGUGGGCAUUUCCCUCUCCUUGACAGCCCUGCCGAGAGGUCGUUUUAUACACACACAAGCAGGACCUUCUCAAGCGUUCCGGACACGUCAGUAGUUCAUUCUGGGGAGGUGAGUGCCAGGCGGCGGCGGCGCUGACUCCCGGGAGCUGGGCUCCGCACCUCUGCUCCCGGAGCUGCCAACCGACUACCUGGGGACAGGGACAGCUGUCGCGCUCGGACCUCCUCCGUGGACCCUUUCUGGGCGCGCCGAGCCAUGGAUGGCGCGGAGCUGGUCGGGAAGAUCGUUUACACCUGGCUGACUCUGGUGCUCGGCUUCAUACUCCUGCCUUCGGCCUUUGGGGUGUCUUUGGGCAUCUCCGAGCUCUACAUGAAGAUCCUGGUGAAAACUUUAGAGUGGGCCACGUUACGAAUUGAAAAAGGAGUCUCAAAGGAAUCAGUUCUUAAAAACUCAGCUUCUGUUGGUAUUAUCCAAAGAGAUGAGUCACCCAUGGAAAAAGGGCUGUCUGGUCUGCGAGGAAGGGACUUUGAGCUGUCUGACGUGUUUUAUUUCUCCAAGAAGGGAUUGGAAGCCAUUGUGGAAGACGAAGUGACCCAGAGGUUCUCCUCAGAGGAGCUAGUGUCAUGGAAUCUCCUCACAAGGACCAAUGUAAAUUUCCAGUACAUCAGUCCGAAGCUCACCAUGGUGUGGGUGCUGGGCGUCAUAGUGCGCUACUGUGUCCUACUACCUCUGAGGGUUACCUUGGCUUUCAUUGGGAUCAGUUUUUUGGUUAUAGGAACUACCCUGGUUGGACAGCUGCCAGAAAGCAGCCUCAAAAACCGGCUGAGUGAACUGGUCCACCUGACUUGCUGCAGGAUCUGUGUUCGUGCCCUCUCUGGUACCAUUCAUUAUCAUAACAAGCAGUACAGACCCCAGAAGGGAGGCAUUUGUGUUGCCAACCAUACUUCACCUAUAGAUGUUUUGAUCUUGACAACGGAUGGGUGCUAUGCUAUGGUUGGCCAGGUUCAUGGUGGAUUGAUGGGAAUUAUUCAGAGAGCUAUGGUCAAGGCUUGUCCACAUGUCUGGUUUGAACGCUCAGAAAUGAAGGACCGACACCUGGUUACUAAGAGACUAAGAGAACAUAUUGCUGAUAAGAAAAAAUUACCCAUAUUAAUCUUUCCUGAAGGAACUUGCAUCAACAAUACUUCAGUCAUGAUGUUUAAAAAGGGAAGCUUUGAAAUUGGAGGAACCAUAUAUCCAGUUGCAAUUAAGUAUAAUCCUCAGUUUGGCGACGCAUUUUGGAACAGUAGUAAAUACAACAUGGUGAGCUACCUGCUUCGAGUGAUGACCAGCUGGGCCAUUGUCUGUGAUGUGUGGUACAUGCCCCCCAUGACCAGAGAGGAAGGAGAAGAUGCAGUCCAGUUUGCUAACCGGGUUAAGUCUGCUAUUGCCAUACAAGGAGGGCUGACUGAGCUUCCUUGGGAUGGAGGGCUGAAGAGAGCCAAGGUGAAGGACACCUAUAAGGAAGAGCAGCAGAAGAAUUACAGCAAGAUGAUUGUGGGCAACGGAUCUCUCAACUCAGAAUUAGACUGAAUGCCACCCAGGCUUUCCAGAACUAGUCCUUAGAAAUGGAAUGUGGUGGAGUAUUUUUUGGAGGGGAAGGCGUGUUGUUUUGUUUUACCGUUUUUGUUUUUUAUUGUUAAUCUUUUCUACCGAGUGAUUGUCUCUACCUCUUUAUGCCAGAGGCAGAACCCACGGUGCCCUUUUUGGCUUUUGUUGUUAUAGCAUUAGCCUCAUGAACUGUAAGGUAGUUCACUGAGUUUGAACAGAUUCUCUUUUGUAAAAUGAUGACGUCAUUGUAGAUUGAAUGAAAUAUUUGUACAGGAAAACGUGCUUCUAAAACACUUUGGGAACUCGUGUUUGGAACUCGUUGAUAUGGUAAUUCUCAAGAAAAUACCCCAAACUUUGUUCAUGAUCAGCUUUCUCACGCUCUUUCCUCCCACUCCCUUUAAUCACUGAAACAGGGAUUACACACCAGUUUGAGUUACUAUCAUGGUUUUGUUCUACUACAAGGUUGAAAAGAAAAAUGGAAGACAGUACUUAGGAGAAAGGACAGCUUUGUGGCCACUUGAUCUGGAAGUUGAAAGGAAAUUAAAUAUUUUUUACUAGCGUGUUAGAAGAGACAUCCUGUUUGGUGAGCUUUACCAAAGGAAAGUGAGUCCACGUGACUAUGUGUGCACACUUCUCUGCAGGCAACUUGCAAAUAAACAUAUGUUAGCCAGCAACUAGUGAUAAAGUUUUUAGUUUUCCCGUUUGUUUACUAAAGGUACAUACCUAAGGUGUCUCCCAUCUACUGAUUUGUUUGAUCUUGUAACCAAACACAUUUCAGAUAGGAGGAGCCUUUGACAAAACCACAGAUCACACUGAGUGUCUUCAGCGGGGGUAGGAGGAGUGAAGUGUGUGGCACUGUCCUUCCCCCUCCACCCCUUUGUCCUUUAUUUCAGAACUUUCCCAGUUCCUUAAACAGGAAAAUAAAUGGUAAAAUUACCUUUUGGAAACUGAGCCUUAAAUUUUUUAAAGGGGAAAAUAAGUGUUUCCCGACUCCGCAGCAUAAGCAAUGUUGAUAGCAAUAUAGUGCAAUCAGAGUGUUAUUCCUCUGCUGGUAACCAUGUACAAAAUGUGACACUGUCUUACGGUGAAUAUAAAUAAAUUCUAUAUUUCUAAA